AUGGCGGCGCCGGGCCCGGGGGCUGGGGCAGCCUCGGGCGGCGCUGGCUGCGGUGGCGCGGGCGCGAGCGCGGGCUCGGGGUCCUCCGGGGCGGGCGGCCGACUGCCCAGCCGGGUGCUGGAGUUGGUGUUCUCUUACCUGGAGCUGUCCGAGCUGCGGAGCUGCGCCCUGGUGUGCAAGCAUUGGUACCGCUGCCUUCACGGCGACGAGAACAGCGAGGUGUGGCGGAGCCUGUGCGCCCGCAGCCUGGCCGAAGAGGCUCUGCGCACGGACAUCCUCUGCAACCUGCCCAGCUACAAGGCCAAGGUGAGGGGAUCCCGGGCCACGUCGAAGCCCGGCUCCUAUCCUGCCCGCCGCUCUCGGGGUUUACCUUCUAAGCUUGAGUCAUGUUUCACCUCAUCAUCCCGCCUUUCCACGGCUUCAGCCAGUCAGUACCUUUCUCACACCUCCUCUCCGCAAAGAUCUUUUCUUUGGAUUGAAGUUCUGCUUCGUAACCCACCUCACUUUUGA
This is a messenger RNA of Peromyscus eremicus (cactus mouse), 510 nucleotides long. RefSeq names its product F-box protein 45 (gene Fbxo45). The transcript has a single exon. Gene Ontology annotation, molecular function: protein binding. The record is from RefSeq and is a predicted model, not a curated record. NCBI's taxonomy places the organism in Eukaryota, Metazoa, Chordata, Mammalia, Rodentia, Cricetidae. Bases 1 to 510 code for a protein of 169 amino acids.